Boleophthalmus pectinirostris (great blue-spotted mudskipper) is the source of this 2082-nucleotide messenger RNA. RefSeq names its product chemokine-like receptor 1 (gene cmklr1). Gene Ontology annotation, molecular function: G protein-coupled receptor activity; complement receptor activity. Lineage: Eukaryota; Metazoa; Chordata; Actinopteri; Gobiiformes; Gobiidae. Gene Ontology annotation, biological process: complement receptor mediated signaling pathway; chemotaxis; positive regulation of cytosolic calcium ion concentration. The record is from RefSeq and is a predicted model, not a curated record. Gene Ontology annotation, cellular component: plasma membrane.
UUUUUAACUAAAGGCAGAAGUGAGAGUAGUUGAAAAAGCUGGUCAGCUGCUAAAGAGGAAUGAUUUGGUUGAGGAAUUCAACCUUGUGCAGACAUUCAUCUGGACUGCCGCAGCGCUGAAGAGAACAUAUGCAUGGACAUGGAGAACAUGGACGAGUACCUAUACGACUUCUACAACUACACAAAUUAUUCUGACUAUGUUAUUGAUGACGAGCCGGCCUUCAAGCACCAGUCGACCUGCUUCAGCGAAGUCCUGUGUGUCUUGCUGAUAGUAAACGUGAUAAUCUUUCUUCUGGGUUUCUUUGGGAAUGGCCUGGUGAUUUGGAUUGCUGGCUUUAGGAUGAGAAAGACAGUGAACACCACAUGGUACCUCAGCCUGGCCAUCUCUGAUUUCAUCUUCUGCACUUGCCUGCCCUUAAGCAUUGCCAACAUGGUCAUGGAUAACUGGAUUUUUGGCCUAUUUAUGUGCAAAGUGACAUCAUUUAUAAUGUUUGUUAAUAUGUUUGGCAGUAUCUUCUUACUAGUCAUCAUCAGUGCAGAUCGCUGUGUGUCUGUGAUGUUCCCUGUUUGGGCACAGAAUCACCGCUCAGUGAAAAAGGCUUCUGUUGUUGUUGGGGUGGCUUGGGUUUUGGCUAUAUCUCUUAGUGUCCCUUCGGCUAUAUACCGCCAAGUAGACACUCAUUUAGGUCGGACCAUUUGCUUCAACACGUACCCCCCUCAUGGUCACCAGAUAGUGGCCAUCACACGCUUUUUUGCUGGUUUUGUAGGGCCUUUGGUCAUCAUCAUAGCCUGUUAUUCUGUUAUUAUCUUCAGACUGAGACAUAACAAGAUGACCAAAUCGCCCAAACCAUUUAAAGUCAUGACAGCAUUAGUAGUUGCAUUCUUCUCCUGUUGGUUGCCCUAUCAUGUCUUUGUCCUCUUGGAGCUGAACCAUCAUAACCUAAACCACAAUGUGUUAGUGACUGGCCUCAAAGUAGGCACAGCAGUAGCAGCAGCCAACAGUUUUUUCAACCCAGUGCUGUAUGUGUUCAUGGGGAACGAUUUCAGGCAAACGUUCAGGAGUUCACUGCUGAGAAAGAUGGAGAAUGCGAUGGGCGAAGAUGGUCGCACCACCAGCAGAUACCUCUCUCGCUCUAGUUCCAUGGACACCCGGGCCUCCACACACAUCUAGGCAGAGCAGUGGUGGAUGAAAUACGCAGUUUUGUUUCUUAUGUAAAAGUACAGCUACAGGGACAAAAGAUUACUCAAGUAAAAGUAACACAAAUUUUCUGUUUAAAAAUGUACUUUAAGAGUGAAAGUAAAAGUAUUCUGUAUUUUAAGUAAUUCAACAGAUUUCUUAAUUUUUCUGUAUUGUGUAUUUGUUUUGCUCAAAGUUGCUCAAAGUUGGGACUAACUCAAUUUAAUGUGCUAAAAAAAAGUCUCAGCUUUUUCAGCAGGUCUCAAACCAUAAAGAAAAGCACUUUUUACUUUUCAGUCCAGAUCUAAACCUUAGUGCAACAGAAAGUACAGUUGCUUUCAAAUGUAGUGAAGUAAAAGUAAAAAGUAUCUUCUGUAAAAUGUACUCAAAUAAGAUACAAAUAAGUUUUUCUUAAGAAUUGUACUUUUACUUUUGUACUUCAUUACAAUCCACCACUGAGGCAGAGGGACACUGGACACACUGGAAAAAUUUUUUUCUUCUUCAUAUGUAUAACCAGAAAAAGAUAAAAUAAUAAUAAUGAUUCACAGCUAUGUGUUAAGGAUCUUUAUAGUCCAAAGAAGAAAUAAUGAUGAUCAAAAUAGUCAAUUAUUAUUUUAAUGCUAUUUUAAUAUAAUUUGAUUAGGCGUUGAUGUAGCAAUGUGUGCAAUUCAUUUUUAUCGUAUUAAUUUUUAUUUCAUUAAAUUUUUAUUUCAUUUCAUCACUCACUUCACUCUUUAUUUUUUUUUUCACUUCACAUAUGCAUUAUUUAAUCAAUUAAAAAAGUAGUUAUAAUUUUUGUGCAAUAUUAUUUUAUUUUUCUUUCCUUCUGUGAUGUACCUUUGUAGCAGCAUAUGUUGUAAUUUAGGUGUAAUAAAACUGACCCCUAAAGCAGGUUUAAAGGUCCAA